GGAGAGCAGUGCUGUGGGGCUCAGCAUGUCCCGACCUCGCCGCAGCUCGGACGAGGCUCCGGCCGUGGCCACCAGAACGGGCUCUGAGGACAACCUGUACCUGGCCGUGCUGCGGGCGGCCGAGGGCCGCAAAGAUGAGCGAGAUCGUGUCCAGAAGAAAACCUUCACCAAAUGGGUCAACAAGCACCUUAUCAAGGUACGGCGCCAUGUCAACGACCUGUACGAGGACCUGCGGGACGGGCACAACCUCAUCUCGCUGCUGGAGGUGCUGUCGGGUGACACCUUGCCCCGGGAGAAGGGCCGGAUGCGCUUCCACAAGCUGCAGAAUGUCCAGAUUGCCCUCAACUACCUGAAGCAUCGGCAGGUGAAGCUGGUGAACAUCCGGAACGAUGACAUCGCCGAUGGCAACCCCAAACUGACCCUGGGGCUCAUCUGGACCAUCAUCCUCCACUUCCAGAUCUCGGACAUCCAGGUGAGCGGGCAGUCGGAGGACAUGACGGCCAAGGAGAAGCUGCUGCUGUGGUCGCAGAGGAUGGUGGAGGAUUACCAGGGCCUGCGCUGUGACAACUUCACCACCAGCUGGAGGGACGGGCGGCUCUUCAAUGCCAUCAUCCACCGGCACAGGCCAAUGCUGAUCGACAUGAGCCGGGUUUACCGCCAGAGCAACCUGGAGAACCUGGACCAGGCUUUCACCGUGGCCGAGAGGGAUCUGGGGGUCACCCGGCUGCUGGACCCCGAAGACGUGGACGUGGCGCAGCCGGAUGAGAAAUCCAUCAUCACCUACGUGUCCUCGCUGUACGACGCCAUGCCGCGCGUGCCCGAGGUGCAGGACGGCGUCAAGGCCAACGAGCUGCAGCUGCGCUGGCAGGAGUAUUACGAGGUGGUGACGGGGCUGCUGCAGUGGAGCCGCCAGCACUCGGCGCUCUUCGAGGAGCGGCGCCUCCCGGCCAGCUACGAGGAGAUCGAGAUCCUCUGGCGCCAGUUCCUCAAGUUCAAGGAGACGGAGCUGCCGGCUCGGGAGGCCGACAAGAACCGCUCCAAAUCCAUCUUCCAGGCGCUGGAGGGCGCGGUGCAGUCCGGACAGCUGAAGGUGCCCCCCGGGUACCACCCUCUGGACGUGGAGAAGGAGUGGGGGCGGCUGCACGUGGCCGUGCUGGAGAGGGAGAAGCUGCUGCGGGCAGAGUUCGAGAGGCGAGUUGGGGGGGGCCGGGGGGGGGCUGGGCAGGGCCGGGCUGGCAUCCACACCCCCCUCCUGCUGCCAAACCGCGGGGCUGGGCCGGGGUGGGGUGUCCUGGCCCCCCCCGAGGGGGAACCACAGGGCUGUGAGUCACGGAUCCUGCUGAGAAACCUCGGCACGGAACGGGUGCAGGUGUGGGCACCCGUACCUGUCCAGGUGCCCUCGGUGCCAGCCCCGAUGCCCCCCUCGCCCCCCCAGGCGUUCCUGGCCGCGCUGCAGACGCAGUGGAGCUGGAUGCUGCAGCUCUGCUGCUGCAUCGAGACUCACCUGAAGGAGAACACCAACUACUUCCAGUUCUUCGCCGAGGUGCGCGAGGCUGAGGAGCUGCUGCGCAAGACGGAGGAGUCGAUGCGGCGCAAAUUCAGCUGCGACCGCGGCACCACGGCCACGCGCCUGGAAGACCUGCUGCAGGACCUGGCGGAGCAGAAGGAGCAGCUGGCAGAGCUGGGGGCGCAGCUGGGGGGGCUCUCCCGCCGUGCCAGGACCAUCGUGCAGCUCAAACCCCGCAGCCCCUCGACCCCCCUGCAGGGCCGGCCCCAAAUCCAGGCGGUUUGUGACUACAAACAGAUGGAGACAGGGAUCCCUUGCCUGCAGCAAACACACCUGGAGCUGGAGGGCAUCCAGAAGGACCUGGACAAGGUCAGUGAGAAGACGGAGCAGGUGCUGGCACAGCCCGAGCAGCCGAGCUCGGCGCCCGUGCUGCGCUCCGAGCUGGAGGUGACGCUGCGCAAGAUGGAGCAGGUGUACAGCCUGUCCAGCAUCUACCUGGAGAAGCUCAAGACCAUCGGGCUGGUGAUCCGCAGCACUCAGGGGGCCGAGGAGCUGCUCCGCAAGUACGAGCAGCAGCUGAAGGACGUGCAGGCGGUGCCGGCUGACCUGGCCGAGCUGGAGGCCAGCAAGGCUGAGCUCAAGCGGCUGCGGGCGGAGGCCGAGAGCCACCAGCCCUUCUUCAGCACGCUGGAGACCGACCUCGGCAAGGCCAAGGACGUCAACGAGCGCAUGGUGCGCGGGCACAGCGAGCGCGACGUGGACCUGGAGCGUUACCGGGAGCGGGUCCAGCAGCUGCUGGAGCGCUGGCACGCCGUGCUGGGCCAGGCCGACCUGCGCCAGCGCGAGCUGGACCAGCUGGGCCGCCAGCUGGGCUACUACCGGCAGAGCUGCGACGCCCUGCGCCAGUGGAUCCGCGACGCCCGGCAGCGCCAGGAGGGAAUCCAGGCCGUGCCCAUCACCGACAGCCGGGCUGUGAGGGAGCAGCUGCUGCAGGAGAAGAAACUGCUGGAGGAGUGUGAGCAGCACAAGGACAAGGUGGAGGAGUGCCAGCGCUACGCCAAGCAGUACAUCGACGCCAUCAAGGACUACGAGCUGCAGCUCGUCAGCUUCAAGGCACAGGUGGAGCCCAUGGCGUCGCCGGCCAAGAAGCCCAAAGUGCAGUCGGCAUCAGACAGCAUCAUCCAGGAGUACGUGGACCUGCGGACGCAGUUCAGUGAGCUGACCACGCUCACCACCCAGUACAUCAAGUUCAUCACCGAGACGCUGCGGCGGCUGGAGGACGAGGAGAAAGCCGCCGAGAAGCUGAAAGAGGAGGAGAGGAAGCGGCUGGCGGAGGUGGAGGCGCAGCUGGAGAAGCAGCGGCAGCUGGCCGAGGCCCACGCCAAAGCCAAGGCGCAGGCAGAGGCGGAGGCGCGGGAGCUGCAGCUCCGCAUGCAGGAGGAGGUCACCCGGCGGGAGGUGGUGGCCGUGGAUGCCGAGCAGCAGAAGCAGAACAUCCAGCAGGAGCUGAUGCAGCUGCGGCAGAACUCGGACCACCAGAUCAAGGCCAAGGUGAAGCUGAUCGAGGAGGCCGAGUACAACCGCAAGAAGGUGGAGGAGGAGAUCCGCCUCAUCCGCCUGCAGCUGGAGAGCACCGAGAAGCAGCGGGAGGGCGCCGAGACGGAGCUGCAGGAGCUGCGGGCGCGUGCCGAGGAGGCCGAGCGGCAGAAGCGGCAGGCGCAGGAGGAGGCCGAGCGCCUGCGCCGGCAGGUGAAGGAGGAGAGCCAGAAGAAGCGGGAGGCGGAGGAGGAGCUGAAGCGCAAGGUGCAGGCCGAGCGCGAAGCGGCGCGGGAGAAGCAGAAGGCGGUGGCAGACCUGGAGCAGCUGCGGCUGCAGGCGGAGGAGGCCGAGCGACGCAUGCGGCAGGCAGAGGCCGAGAAGGACCGGCAGAUCCAGGUGGCCCAGGAGGUGGCCCAGCGCAGCGCUGAGGCCGAGCUGCAGAGCAAGAGGCUCUCUUUCGCCGAGAAGACGGCGCAGCUGGAGCUGUCGCUGCAGCAGGAGCACGACGUGGUGGCCCAGCUGCAGGAGGAGGCCGAGCGGCUGAAGAGGCAGCAGCUGGAGGCCGAGCGCUCGCGGGAGGAGGCGGAGAAGGAGCUGGAGCGCUGGCGGCAGAAGGCCAACGAGGCGCUGCGCCUGCGGCUGCAGGCCGAAGAGGUGGCCCACAAGAAGUCGCUGGCGCAGGAGGAGGCCGAGAAGCAGAAGGAGGACGCGGAGCGCGAGGCCCGCAAGCGCGCCAAGGCAGAGGAGGCGGCCCUGCGGCAGAAGGAGCUGGCCGAGGAAGAGCUGGAGAAGCAGCGGGAGCUGGCAGAGGGCACGGCUCAGCAGAAGCUGGCGGCGGAGCAGGAGCUGAUCCGGCUGAAGGCGGAGAUGGAUAACGGGGAGCAGCAGCGCCUGCUCCUGGAGGAAGAGCUCUCGCGGUUGAAGGGGGAGGUAAACGAGGCCAUCCAGAGGAGGAAAGAGCUGGAGGAGGAGCUGGCCAAGCUGCGGGCAGAGAUGGAGGUGCUGCUGGAGAGCAAGGCCAAGACAGAGGAGGAGUCGCGCUCCAGCAGCGAGAAGUCCAAGCAGCGGCUGGAGGCGGAGGCCAACAAGCUGCGGGAGCUGGCCGAGGAGGCCGCCCGCCUGCGCGCCCUCUCCGAGGAGGCCAAGCGGCAGCGGCAGCUGGCAGAGGACGAGGCCAGCCGGCAACGGGCCGAGGCCGAGCGCAUCCUGAAGGAGAAGCUGGCGGCCAUCAACGAGGCCUCACGGCUGAAGGCGGAGGCGGAGAUCGCGCUGAAGGAGAAGGAGGCGGAGAACGAGCGGCUGCGGCGGCUGGCGGAGGACGAGGCCUACCAGCGCAAGCUGCUGGAGGAGCAGGCGGCCCAGCACAAGCAGGACAUCGAGGAGAAGAUCGCCCUGCUGAAGCGCUCCUCGGAGAGCGAGCUGGAGAGGCAGAAGGGCCUCGUGGAGGACACCCUGCGGCAGCGGCGCCAGGUGGAGGAGGAGAUCCGCGCCCUCAAGGCCAGCUUCGAGAGGGCCUCGGCUGGCAAGAGCGAGCUGGAGCGGGAGCUGAACCGCAUCCGCGGGGAGGCGGAGGAGGUGCAGCGCAGCCGGGAGCAGGCGGAGCAGGAGGCCGAGCGGCAGCGGGCGCUGGCGCUGGAGGAGGAGGGCCGGCGGCGCGAGGCCGAAGAGAAGGUGCAGGCCAUCCUGGCGGCCGAGGAGGAGGCCGCGCGGCAGCGGCGGCUGGCCCUGGAGGAGGUGGAGCGGCUGCGGGCCAUGGUGGAGGAGGCGCGGCGGCAGAAGGAGCUGGCGGAGAAGGAGUCGGAGCGGCAGAUCCAGCUGGCGCGGGAGGCGGCGCAGAAGCGGAUUGCGGCGGAGGAGAAGGCGCACCUGGCCGCCGUGCAGCAGAAGGAGCAGGAGCUGCUGCAGACGCGCCAGCAGGAGCAGAGCCUCCUGGACCGGCUGCGCGAGGAGGCCGAGCGGGCCCGGCGGGCGGCUGAGGAGGCCGAGUUUGCCCGGGGCAAGGCCGAGCAGGACGCCAGCUUGUCCCGGCAGCGCGUGGAGGAGGCUGAGCGGCUGAAGCAGCGGGCGGAGGAGGAGGCGCAGGCCAAGGCCCAGGCCCAGGCGGACGCAGAGAAGCUGCGGAAGGAGGCCGAGCUGGAGGCGGCGAAACGGGCGCAGGCGGAGCAGGCGGCCCUGCGGCAGAAGCAGCUGGCGGACGCCGAGAUGGAGAAGCACAAGAAGUUCGCCGAGCAGACGCUGCGGCAGAAGGCGCAGGUGGAGCAGGAGCUGACCAAGGUGAAGUUACAGCUGGAUGAGACAGACCACCAGAAGGGCAUCCUGGACGAGGAGCUGCAGCGGCUGAAGGAGGAGGUGACAGACGCCGUCCGGCAGAAGGCCCAAGUGGAGGAGGAGCUCUUCAAGGUGCGGGUGCAGAUGGAGGAGCUGGCCAAGCUGAAGAGCCGCAUCGAGGAGGAGAACAAGGCGCUGAUCCUCAAGGACAAGGACAACACGCAGAAGUUCCUGGCGGAGGAGGCAGAGAAGAUGAAGCAGGUGGCAGAGGAGGUGGCCCGGCUGAGCGUGGAGGCGCAGGAGGCCGCCCGCAUGCGGCAGCUGGCCGAGGACGACCUGGCGCAGCAGCGCGCGCUGGCCGAGAAGAUGCUGAAGGAGAAGAUGCAGGCGGUGCAGGAGGCCACGCGGCUGCGGGCGGAGGCUGAAAUGCUGCAGAAGCAGAAGGAUCUGGCGCAGGAACACGCCAAGAAGCUGCAGGAGGACAAGGAGCAGAUGCAGCAGCGCCUGGCUGAGGAGACCGAGGGCUUCCAGAAGACGCUGGAGGCCGAGCGCCGGCGGCAGCUGGACAUCACGGCUGAGGCCGAGCGCCUCAAGCUGCAGGUGGCCGAGAUGAGCAUGGCCCAGGCCAAGGCUGAGGAGGAAGCCAAGCGGUUCAAGAAGCAGGCGGAGGAGAUCAGUGAGAGGCUGCAUGAGACUGAGCUGGCCACGCAGGAGAAGAUGACGAUGGUGCACACCCUGGAGAUCCAGCGGCACCAGAGCGAUGAGGACGCGGAAAAGCUGCGCAAGGCCAUCGCCGACCUGGAGAAGGAGAAGGAGAAGCUGAAGCAGGAGGCGGCGCUGCUGCAGCAGAAGGCAGAGGAGAUGCAGGUGGCCCAGCAGGCUCAGCUCCGUCAGGAGACGCAGCUCCUCCAGCAGAGCUUCCUGACGGAGAAAGAUGCCCUGCUGCAGAAGGAGAAGUUCAUCGAGGAGGAGAAAUCGAAGCUGGAGAAGCUCUUUAAGGAUGAGGUGAACAAAGCCCAGAACCUGAAGGCAGAGCAGGAGCGGCAGCAGCAGGAGAUGGAGCGGGAGAAGCAGCAGUUGAAAGCUAUGUUAGACGAAGCCAAGAAGCACCAGAAGGAAGCUGAGGAAAACGUCCGGCACAAGCAGGAGGAGCUGCAGCAGCUGGAGAGGCAGCGACAGCAGCAGGAGAAACUUCUGGAAGAAGAGAACAAGAAGCUGAGGGAGAGGCUGGAGCAGAUGCAGGAGGAGUACAAGGCUGCCCUGGCCCAGAGACGGGAGAUCAUGAUCCAGACAGACGACCUGCCCGGGGAGGCGGUUACGACAACGCAGCUGCUGGACAUCAAGGCUGUGCCCAACGGCCGGGAUGCAGUGGACGGCUUAGCCCAGAACGGGGAGCCGGAGUUCGCCUUUGACGGCAUCCGGCAGAAGGUGUCAGCAGAGAAGCUGGCUGAUGCCGGCAUUCUGAGCAGGGAGAACUUGGACAAGUUGGCCAAGGGUGUUGUGAGCGUGGGCGAGCUCUCUCAGAGGGAGGAUGUCAAGAAGUACCUGCAGGGCAAGAGCAGCAUUGCCGGCCUGCUGAUCAAACCCUCCAACCAGAAGAUGAGCAUCUACGAGGCCAUGAAGAAGAAGCUGCUCAGCCCGGGCACGGCGCUGGUGCUCCUGGAGGCACAGGCUGCUUCUGGCUUCAUCAUUGACCCCGUGCGCAACGCGAGGCUCUCGGUGAACGAGGCGGUGCGGGAGGGAGUGAUCGGGCCGGAGCUGCACAACAAGAUGCUGUCGGCCGAGCGCGCCGUCACCGGCUAUAAGGACCCGUACACGGGUGACAAGAUCUCCCUGUUCCAGGCCAUGCAGAAGGAUCUCAUCGUCAGGGACCACGGCAUCCGCCUGCUCGAGGCCCAGAUCGCCACGGGCGGCAUCAUCGACCCCGUGCACAGCCACCGCCUGCCCGUGGAGGCCGCCUACAAGCGGGGCUACUUCGAUGAGGAGAUGAAUCAGGUCCUGUCCGACCCCACUGAUGACACCAAGGGCUUCUUCGACCCCAACACUCAGGAGAACCUGACCUACCUGCAGCUCAUGGAGCGGUGCGUGACUGACCCGGACACGGGGCUGUGCCUCCUGCCCCUCACUGACCAAGCAGCCAAAGCUGGAGAGCUGGUCUACACUGACAAGGAAGCCAAGGACGUCUUCAAGAAGGCCACAGUGACAGCGCCGUUCGGCAAGUUCCAAGGGAAGACGAUGACCAUCUGGGAGCUCAUCAACUCUGAAUACUUCACCGAGGACCAAAGGCGGGACCUGAUCCAGCAGUACAGGACUGGCAAGAUCACGGUGGAGAAGAUCAUCAGGAUCGUCAUCACGGUUGUGGAGGAAAGCGAGAAAAAGAGCCAGAUGUGCUUUGAGGGCCUGCGGGGCCCCGUGCCCGCUGCCGAGCUGCUCGACAGCAAGAUCAUCAACAAGGACCUCUACAACCAGCUGCACCAGGGCAAGAAAUCCGUAAAGGACGUGGCAGAGAUGGAGUCCGUGCGGCAGUACCUGAAGGGCACGGAUGCCAUCGCCGGCGUCCUGGUGGAGUCUACGGGCCAGAAGCUCAGCUUCUACGAGGCCCUGAAGAGAAGCCUGCUGAAGCCAGAGGUUGCCCUGUCCCUGCUGGAGGCACAAGCUGCCACCGGCUACAUCAUCGACCCUGUGGGUAACAAGCUCUUCUCUGUGGAUGAGGCAGUGAAGGCCGAGGUGGUGGGGCCAGAGUUCCACGAGAAGCUGCUGUCGGCAGAGAAGGCGGUGACUGGCUACAAGGAUCCCUACACAGGUCAGACGGUUUCCCUCUACCAAGCACUCCAGAAGGGGCUCAUCCCCACCGACACCGGGCUCCGGCUGCUGGACGUCCAGCUCGCCACUGGUGGCAUCAUCGACCCUGUCAACAGCCACCGGCUCCCGCUUGAGGUCGCCUACAAGCGCGGCUACUUCGACCCAGAGAUAAACCAGGCUCUGGCCGAGUUCCGAGACGAUGCCAAGGCUUUCUACUGCCCCAACACCCAGGAACACCUCGCCUAUGCCCAGCUGCAGAAGACUUGCCACCGUGACAAGCAGACUGGGCUGUGCCUGCUGCCCCUGUCCGACCAGGCGAUCCAGUCCCAGCAGGAGGAGGUCUACACCGACAGCCAGGCCAAGGAGUGCUUCGACAAAGCCACCAUAGAGGUCCCGGUGGGCAGCAUGAAGGGCCAGACAAUGACCAUCUGGGAACUGAUCCACUCCGAAUACUUCACCGAGGAGCACAGGCGGGAGCUGCUCCGGCAGUACAAGACCGGCAAAGUGACAAUCGAGAAGAUCAUCAAGAUUGUGAUCACCAUCAUCGAGGAGGCAGAGACCAAGAAGCAGGAGAAGCUGACGUUCAGUGGUCUGCGGGCACCGGUGCCAGCCAGCGAGCUGCUGGAGUCCUGCAUCAUCAGCAAAACGCAGUACGAGCAGCUGAAGGAAGGCAAGAAAUCGGUGAAGGACCUCUCCGAGACCGACGCGGUGAGGAGAUUCCUGCAUGGCAGCGACUGCAUUGCUGGUGUCUAUGUGGAGGCCACCAAGGAGAAGCUGAACAUCUACGAGGCCAUGAAGAGGAACCUGCUGAGGCCCAGCACUGCCGUGGUCCUCCUGGAGGCCCAGGCUGCCACUGGGUUCUUGAUCGACCCCGUGAAGAACCGCAAGCUGUACGUCAACGAGGCGGUGAAGGCUGGCAUCGUGGGGCCUGAGCUGCACGAGAAGCUGCUGUCGGCUGAGAAGGCUGUCACGGGGUACAAGGAUCCCUACUCGGGCGACACCAUCUCCCUGUUCCAGGCCAUGAAGAAAGGGCUGAUCGUCAGGGAGCACGGCAUCCGCCUGCUCGAGGCCCAGAUCGCCACGGGCGGCAUCAUCGACCCCGUGCACAGCCACCGCCUGCCCGUGGAGGUGGCCUACAAGCGGGGCUACUUCGAUGAGGAGAUGAACCGGACUCUCUCCGACCCCACUGAUGACACCAAGGGCUUCUUCGACCCCAACACUCAGGAGAACCUCACCUACGUGCAGCUGAAGGAGAGGUGCAUCGAGGAUCCCGAGACUGGCCUGUACCUGCUGCCUCUGCGGGAGCCUGAGAAGCCGAAGGUGGUGGAAACCACUCACGUGUACUCAGAGGCAGAGACGCGGAAGGUGUUUGAGGAGACACAGGUGGACAUCCCCGUGGGCAGCCGGGCAGGCUCCUCCAUGUCGCUGUGGGAGAUCAUGCACUCGGACCUGCUGCCCGAGGAGCAGCGUAAGCAUCUCAUGGAGGAGUUCCAGUCGGGCCGUGUGUCCAAGGAGCGCAUGAUCAUCAUCAUCAUCGAGAUCAUUGAGAAGACCGAGAUCAUCCGGCAGCAGAAUCUCACGUCCUAUGACUACAUCCGGCGCCGCAUCACAGCCGAGGACCUCUACGAGGCCAAGAUUAUCUCACAGGAGAUCUACAACCUGCUGAAGCAGGGCUCCAAGACCUUCCGGGAGCUGCUGGACGUGGAGACUGUCUGGAAGUACCUUUAUGGGUCGGGCUGCGUGGCUGGCAUCUACAUCCCGUCCUCCAAGCAGACGCUCAGUGUCUACCAGGCGCUGAAGAAGGGGCUGAUCAGCCCCGAGGUGGCCCGCUCCCUCCUGGAGGCCCAGGCAGCCACCGGCUUCAUGAUCGACCCCGUAAAGAAUGAAAUGCUGACGGUGGAUGAGGCAGUCAGGAAGGGCCUGGUGGGGCCGGAGAUCCACGACCGGCUGCUGUCGGCAGAGAGGGCUGUGACCGGCUACAGAGACCCAUACAGCGAGCAGAAGAUCUCCCUCUUCCAGGCCAUGAAGAAGGAUCUCAUUCCCAGCGAAGAGGCCCUCAAGCUCCUGGACGCCCAGAUCGCCACCGGUGGCGUAAUCGACCCUCACCUGGGCUUCCACCUGCCCCUGGAGGUGGCCUACCAGCGCGGCUUCAUCAACAAGGAGACGUACGACAUGCUGUCGGAGCCCAGCGAGGUGCGCAGCUACGUGGACCCCUCCACGGAUGAGAAGCUCAGCUACACGCAGCUGCUGAAGCGCUGCCGCAAGGACGAGAGCUCCAGGCUCCUCCUGCUCCCGCUCUGCGACACGCGGAAGCUCACCUUCCGGGGGCUGAGGAAGCAGAUCACCGUGGAGGAGCUGGUCCUUUCGCAGGUGAUGGAUGAAGCCACAGCCCAGCGCCUCCAGGAGGGCCUCACCUCUAUCGAGGAGGUCUCUCAGAACCUGAAGAAGUUCCUGGAGGGCACCAGCUGCAUCGCUGGCGUCUUCGUGGACUCCACCAAGGAGCGUCUGUCCAUCUACCAGGCCAUGAAGAAGGGCAUCAUCCGGCCCGGCACUGCCUUCGAGCUCCUGGAGGCGCAGGCGGCCACGGGCUACGUGAUUGACCCCAUCAAGGGCCUCAAGCUGACGGUGGAGGAAGCCGUGCGCAUGGGCAUCGUGGGCCCCGAGUUCAAGGACAAGCUGCUCUCUGCCGAGCGGGCCGUCACCGGCUACCGGGACCCCUACACCGGGAAGCUCAUCUCGCUCUUCCAGGCUAUGAAGAAGGGCCUGAUCCUGAAGGACCACGGGAUCCGCUUGCUGGAGGCCCAGAUCGCCACGGGAGGCAUCAUCGACCCCGAGGAGAGCCACCGCCUGCCCGUGGAGGUGGCCUACAAGAGGGGCCUCUUCGACGAGGAGAUGAACGAGAUCCUGCUGGACCCCAGCGACGACACCAAGGGCUUCUUCGACCCCAACACCGAGGAGAACCUCACCUACCUGCAGCUCAUGGAGCGGUGCAUCACGGACCCAGAGACUGGCCUCUGCCUCCUGCCUCUGAAGGAGAAGAAGCGGGAGAGGAAGACGUCGUCCAAAUCCUCCGUCCGCAAGCGCCGGGUGGUGAUCGUCGACCCGGAGACAGGCAAGGAGAUGUCCGUGUACGAAGCCUAUCGCAAGGGCCUCAUUGACCACCAGACUUACCUGGAGCUGUCAGAGCAGGAGUGCGAGUGGGAGGAGAUCACCACCUCCUCCUCCGACGGCGUGGUGAAGUCAAUGAUCAUCGACAGGCGCUCGGGGCGCCAGUACGACAUCGACGAUGCCAUUGGCAAGGGCCUGAUCGACCAGUCGGCCCUGGACCAGUACCGCUCGGGCACCCUCUCCAUCACCGAGUUUGCCGACAUGCUCUCUGGCAACAUGGGUGGCUUCCGGUCGCGGUCGUCCUCAGUUGGAUCCUCCUCGUCCUACACCGUCAGCCCAGCCCUGUCGCGGACCCAGAUCUCCAUGUGGACUGACCCGACCGAAGAGACCGGGCCGGUGGCCGGAAUCCUGGACACGGACACUCUGGAGAAGGUGUCCAUCACGGAGGCCAUGCGCCGCAACCUGGUGGACAACAUCACAGGGCAGCGGCUGCUGGAGGCCCAGGCCUGCACCGGCGGCAUCAUCGACCCCAACACCGGUGACAAAUGCACCGUCGCCGACGCGGUCGCCAAGGGCCUGGUCGACAAGAUCAUGGUGGACCGCAUCAACCUGGCGCAGAAAGCCUUCUACGGCUUCGAGGACCCGCGGACCAAGACGAAGAUGUCGGCGGCGCAGGCGCUGAAGAAGGGCUGGCUGUACUACGAGGCCGGGCAGCGGUUCCUGGAGGUGCAGUACUUGACAGGGGGCCUGAUCGAGCCCGACGCCCCGGGCCGCGUCUCCCUGGACGAGGCGCUGCAGAAGGGCACCAUUGACGCGCGGACUGCCCAGAAGCUGCGCGAUGUCAACACCUACUCCAAGUACCUCACCUGCCCCAAGACCAAGCUCAAGAUCUCCUACAAGGACGCCAUGGACCGGAGCAUGAUCGAGGAUGGGACCGGCCUGCGGCUGCUGGAGGCCUCCUCGCAGUCCAGCAAGGGCUACUACAGUCCCUACAACAUCAGCAGCGCCGGCUCCGCCUCCGGCUCGCGCUCGGGCUCUCGCACCGGCUCCCGCUCAGGCUCCCGGCGCGGCAGCUUCGACGCCACCGGCUCCGGCUUCUCCAUGACCUUCUCUUCCUCCUCCUACUCCUCCUCGAGUUUCGGGCGCAGAUACGCGGGGGGUACCCAGGGCACCGUGGAGGUGGCUGCCCUCGCCCUGGCCGCAUCCAGAAGCUGCGGGUGGGAGGCGAGCAGGGAGUGCCCCGGGGUGUGCGGGCCCCUCCCCCGCGCCCCAAAGGAGGAGACUGCCUUGGCCCCGUGGUGCACCCACCCUGCUGCAGCCGACGUGCCAGAGGAGGACGGUGCGGGCUCCUCGGCACUGGACAGCCAGGCACGCCACACCUGCCCUGAAGCUGCUGCCCGGACCCCUUCCACGCGCCCUCGGUGCGGCGAGGAGGGGGCUCUGCGCCCCGGCCCCCGAGCUGCCCCAUCUCCCAUCCUCGUCCUCCUGGCACGUCCCCACCACCACCACCACCACCACCACCACGCCGCGGAGCCGGUGGCCCGACCUCCCAACAAAGACCUCCCAGUGCCGCUGGGCGAGCUCCUGAGCUGGGUCUCCGACAUCAGCAGGUCGUGGAUGGGCUCGAGGGGAGCCCCGGAGGCGGCAGCAGCUGGGCCGUGCUCGCCGGCACAGUGUGGCUGGAUGUCCAUACCACAUCCCCUCAUCGCCGCCGUGGAGCCCGUCCCCCGCCCUGAGGCCGGUGGGACCGCGCCUGAGGACACAGGGACCUUCUCCCUCACCCUUUGCACUUGCCAGAGUCCCCAGCCAGAGACUGGGGCCACAGUGCCCGAGCAGCCAAUGGCCCAAGAAGCACCCACAGGGUCACCUGGCCCCCACUCGCCCCACACGCUCCCUCCUCCCCGGGGGUGGCCUCCCAGCGUGGUGUCGGGCUCACUGCGGAUCUCCAAAGCAUCUCCUCCUUCCCACCCGCUCUCAUCUGCCGCCUGUAAAUCCAGUCAUGUUACCCUCCGCCUCCGGUGUCAUUAUUGCUCUCAUUACCCCGUUUGGCUUUGCAUGAGGUGCCACUGCGCGCGGCUCCAGGACAGUCCCCGCUCCCGGGGCCCCCCACACCCCCACCGUCCCUCAUGGGGGCACUGGGGGUCCGUGGAUUACCCGAACACAUCUCUUCUUGGGGGCAAAACACUAAACUUGUACAUACGGCCGAGUGUCUGUGAAAGGAGCAGCGCGGAGCCAGGGCUCGCCUGCAAGGGCAGUAAAGGAGAAUCCUCUGAAAGCAGCCGGCAGCUCCGCGUGGUCUGUUCGCCCCUUGGCCUUGCCACCGUGCCCGUGGGCUCCUCCCGGCGCCUCCUGCAGCUUCGUGCCCUGGGCUCUGUGCGCUGCCGAGGUCGUGGUGAAGCGUGCCGGGGGCCCCGUGUCCGUUUGUCCCGGCUCUCACGUCCCCGGGUGCAGUGUCCGGUGCCCGAGCCGGUUCUGGGGCUGCUCCGGACCGAGCCCACAUCGCGCCAGGGCAGGCGGCGGCUGCGGGACCCUCACGGGCACCCAGCGGUGCAGCGCCCUGUGAGGGACACCGGGAUCGCUGGAGAGAGCGAGGAGGGGUCACCGUGGGACAGCGAGGGGACGGAGAGGGCCCGCCUGCGCUCCGAGCAGAGAUUGGAGCUGCAGGAGCAGCUGCUCGCCCUGCGGACGUGGCUGGACGCCCUGGAGAAGCGGCUGCUGGCACUGCCAGAGCCUGGCACCGCCCUGCAGGUGCCGGUGCCGGUGCCGAUGUGGUUGCUGGUGCUGGUACCGGUGCGGUUGGUGAUGCUAAUGUCGGUGCAGGUGCUGAGGCAGGUGCAGGGACAGCAGCAGGUGCCCGUGAGAGCACGGAGCUGGAGCAGAGCUGGUGUCGGUCCAGAUGCCGUGGUGGUGCCGGUGCCGGUCCAGGUGCCGCUGUUGGUGCCGGUGCUGAUGUCGGUGCAGGUGUCGGUGCCGGGGCCAGUGGUGGCCGCGGGCUGUCGCCCCCCCGGGCGGCGCGGGGCGGGCGGCCGGGAUUUGAGGCGGGGGCCCAUGGGGAACUCGGUGAGUCGGCCCAGCUGCCUGGGCGAGAAGAGCCGGCGGCCGGAGCAGCUCCUGCGGGAGCCGGGGCUGGACGCGGGGCAGCCCCCGGCCGAAAGCGUGGCCGAGGCGUGGCCGGGGCUGCUGGACAAGGCGCCGGUGCCGCUGGAGAACGGCUGGAGCCCGGGGCCCGGUGCCACGCACAGCCCGGUGCUGAGGCGCAGCCAGUCCGAGGUGGCCGUGCAGAACGGGGCUGCGGCCGGACUUGCCGUGAGGGCGCAGGUGGGGGGCGCAGCCUGGACCCCUCCCCGAGCCAGCGCUCCCCGCAGCGCCUGGUCCUGGAAACCUGUGACCACGCGCGAGGUGACGGAGGUGACGGAGGUGACCGAGACCAUCGUGACCGAGAUCGUGGAGGUGACCGAGUACCCGGCGGGUGAGAAGGGCGGCGAGCCCGUGGUCACCCGGACGGUCACCGUGCUGACGGAGUGCGUGGGGGAGCUCGCUGCUGCUGCUGCUGGACACGCGGACGCCGCUGAGGUGACCGACGGCCAGAGAGCCUCGCUGGGAGAGGAGGCAGCGGAGCGGGGCCAGGAGACGCUGGAGCGGCUGCUGGCCUGGGUGACCGACAUGGAGGAGCUGGUGAGCAACCAGAAGCCGCCGUCGGCCGAGGCCAAGGUGGUGAAGGCGCAGCUGGAGGAGCAGAAGCUCCUGAAGCGCCUGCUGGAGGAACGGAGGCCGCGAGUGGAGCUCGUCCUGCAGGACAGACUGACGGCACAGGGCGCUGGCGCCGAGGGCGGCGCCGGCCUCUGCAGCCUCGGGGAGAGGUGGGACAAGCUGAUGCAGGAGGCUGAAGCCAGGUACGGCUGCCUGGAGCGCAUCCUGCCCGCAGCCCAGCGCUUCCAGGGGGCCGUGGACGCCUUCCAGGAGUGGCUCGGUGCCACAGAGCGGCAGCUGGCCCAGCUGUGGCGCGCUGACGGCUGCGUGGGCCGCGUGCAGGAAGCCCACCAGCAGACCCAGGCACUGUGUGAGGAGAUCCGCGGGCGGCUGGCAGAGCUGGAUGGCGCCCUGGAGAGCGGGCAGCGGGUCCUGGAGAUGGUGACAGGGGAGGAGGCCCAGCUGACGCAGGAGAAGAUGGAGUCACUGAGGAUGCGGUACCUGAUCGUGGCCCAGAGCAGCGCUGACACCGCCCACCGCCUGGGCCAGACCCUGGAGGCCUCGUCUCGCCUGGGCACGGCCCCUGAGGACCUGGCACUGUGGCUGAGCCGCAUGGAGAAGGAACUGGGCGAGCUGGAGGGCCAGCAGGACGGCCAGGAGCCCUCAGUCACGGCCAGCGACAGGGAGAAGUUCGAGCAGGUCCUGCAGUCCCAGCUCGCCCGGGUGGCCGCGCUGGGCGAGCGGCUGGACGAGAUCGGCCGCGUGCAGCUCGAUGCCGAGGCUCUGGGCUCGCAGCUCUCCGAGCAGAAGCUGCUCUCGGCCGAGAUCCUGCACUGCCGGGGGCUGGUUGAGCGCCUGCUGGGCUUCUCGGAGCCGCUGCUGCGCUGCUGCCCCGAGCUCCGGCGGCUCCAGCCGUCGGUGCAGGCGCUGCGGGAGCGCACGGAGCAGCUGGCCCUGCGCAGCGGAGCCUGUGGCGUGCAGCUGGAGCGCGCCCAGUCCCUGCUGGCGCAGUUCUCCGAGGCGCUGGAGGAGCUGCUGCCCUGGCUGGAGGAGACGCAGGCCCUGGGGGUGCAGCUCUCGCCCAACGCCAUCAGCUACGAGGCCUUCAAGGAGCAGCAGGGGCUGCUGCAGAGCCUGCGCGAAGCCAUCGCCGAGCACCGGCCGCUGCUGGGGAAGCUGCAGCGAGUGUCGGGGCAGCUGCUGGAGCUGAGCCCCGAGCACGGGGCCGCCUUCCAGCGGCGCUGGCAGCAGCUGGACGAGCAGUACGGCCUCAUCCGGCAGCGGGUGCGCCAGGCAGCGGCUCUGCUGGAGGAUGCCCUGCCGCGCUACAGCCAGCUCUCGGAGCGCACGGAGGUGCUGCUGGAGUGCCUGGAGCGGCUGCAGGGCCGGCUGCAGUGCCAGCCCCCCGUCCGUGGGGACGCUGCCCACCUGAGGGAGCAGAUCCGGGACAACAGCCUGGCACUGGGCGAGCUGGAGAAGCUCGGGGUGGCCCUGGAGGGCAUCCGGGCACAGGGCGAGGAGCUGCUGGCCACCAUGCAGGGGGUCAGCUCCGAUGCUGCGGCCAGAGGGAUCCAGGAGCGCACGGCGCAGCUGCUGGCACAGUGGGGCUCCCUGCAGAGCCGCUGCCAGGAGCGGGAGCGCUGGCUCCGGGAGCUGCUGGCACUGGCAGAGCGCUUCUGGCACGGCCUGUCCGAGCUGGCCCUGGCACUCGGUGACACCCAGCAGCUCGUGCUGGGGCUGGAGGAGGCCGGGGGCGAGCCCGAGGCCAUCCGUACCCGGCUGAGAACCAUGCAGGCCCUGCGGGAGGACAUCGAUGCCCUGCAGGGCGAGCUGGACACGCUGGGCACGCUGGGCGUGGAGCUCAUGGCAUCGUGCGGGGACCCCGACAAGCCGGACGUCACCAAGAGCCUGGACGAUCUCUACUCGUCCUGGCACAGCCUGAGCCGGGCAUGGACGGAGCGGAACGGGCACCUGGAGGAGCAGCUGCAGGCGGCCCUCAGCUACCAGGACACCAUGCAGGUGGGCACCGGGCAGGUGGGCACCGUGCAGGUGGGCACCAUGCAGGUGGGCACCAUGCAGGUGGGCACCGGGCAGGUGGGCACCGGGCAGCGGCUGCUGGAGUGGCUGGACACGGCCGAGCUGCGCAUGGCAGAGGAAUUCCUGCUCGGGGGGGACCUGGACGUGGUGCAGCAGCAGCUGGCAGAGCUCAAGGAGUUCAAGCGGGAGCUGUACCAGUGCAAGGUGGACGUGGAGAGCCUGCGGCACCUGGGGGGCACCGGGCACCCCCCGGGCACGCUCAGCGACUUCCGGCAGCGCUGGGACCACCUGGAGGAGGAGAUCGUGAGCCGGCAGCACCAGCUGGAGGCGGCGCUGCUCGGGCUGGGGCAGUUCCAGCACGCGCUGCAGGAGCUGCUGCAGUGGCUGAGCUGCACCGGGGAGCAGCUGCAGAGCCCGGCACCAGUGCAGGGGGACCUGCAGGGCUGCGAGAUCGAGCUGGCCAAGCACAGGGUGCUCCGCACCGAUGUCCUGUCCCACGCCCGCACGGUGCAGUCGGUGACCGAGGCCGGGCAGGCGCUGCUGCUCUCCAGCCUGGGGGACGGCGAGGAGGGGCUGCAGAGGAGCCUGCGGGAACUGGGACAGCGCUGGGAGCUGGUGCUGGGCCAGACCGAGAGGCGGCAGCUGGAGCUGGAGAACAACCUGAGCCAGGAGCUGUGCCGGGAGCUGGAGGCUCGGGCCGUUCCGUACCGGGCGCUGCGGGAGCGGCUGCAGCUCCUGCUGGACUCGUGCGGCCCCGCCCGGCCCUGCAGCACCGAGCACAGCCUGCGGCUGCUGCAGCACAAAUGGGACAGCGUCCAGGCCGAGGCCCAGGAGAGGAAGGAGCGCCUGGCAGAGGGGCUGACGGUGAGCACCGAGUUCCACGGCUCGGCGCAGGAGCUGCUGCGGUGGGUGGCACACGCCGAGGAGCUGCUGGGGUCCCCCGAGCCCCCCAGCUUCGUCCUGGACACCGUCACUGCCCAGAUCCAGGAGCACAAGGCCCUGGUGAAGGAGGCCAAUGCCCACGGGGAGAUGCUGGCCAGCCUGGAGGCCGUGGCCGCGCGCCUCAAGGAUUUCAGUCGGAAGCAGGACGGGGCCGUGAUCCAGAACCUGGUGCUGGCGGCCCGGGAGCGCCUGGGCAAGGUCCUGCAGCGAGCGGCGGAGAGGGGAGCGCUGCUGGAGGAGGCCCGAAAACGCAGCAAGCAGCACAAGCUGGAGGAGAGCCUGCUGUUCUCGGGCAAGUUCACGGACGCGCUGCAGGCCCUCAUGGACUGGCUGUACCGAGCCGAGCCGCAGCUCUGCGAGGACGCGCCCGUGGCCGGCGACCGCGACCUGGUCGGGGACCUCAUGGACAAGCACAAGGUGUUCCAGAAGGAGCUGGGCAAACGCGCGAGCUGCAUCCGGACGCUGAAGCGCUCGGUGCGGGACCUGACGCGGGGCAGCAGCAGCUCGGACUCGCAGUGGCUGCUCGGGCAGGUGGAGGAGCUGAGCAACCGCUGGGACCUGGUCUGCAAAAUGUCCCUGGGAAAACAGGCCCGGCUGGAGGUGCUGAGCUGGGCACAGCAGCAGGGCGAGCGGCUCCGGGCUCAGGCGGCCGCGCUGGCGGCCGAGCGCGAGGAGAGCUCGCGGCUCCUGGAGUGGAUCCGCGCGGCCGAGGAGGCGCUGGGGCUGCGGGACCUGGAGCCGCUGCCGGAGGACGUGGAGCAGCUGGAGGAGCUCAGUGCGCAGCACGCGGUGUUCCUGGAGGAGCUGAACCGCAAACAGCCCGACGUGGACAAGGUGACCAAGAGCUGCAGGAGGAAACUCGCCGUGGGUCUGGGCCCCCCGGGCACUCGCCCGCUGGCCACACGUUCCCGCAGUGGGGGGAAGGCUCAGGGCUCGGUGCCCCUGGUGGGGCUGGAGCCCCAGACCCCGCUCAUGGCCGAGCUCCUGCAGCGCUGGCAGCAGCUCUGGCUGCUCGCCCUGGACCGCCAGUACCGGCUGGAGACGGCGCUGCAGCGCCUGCGGGAGUUCCCCACCAACGUCCUGGAGAUGAACGCCGUGGCCGCCAUCUUCGACACGAACGGCGACGGCUUCAUCGACUACUACGAGUUCGUGAGCGCCCUGCACCCCAACCGGGACCCCCUGCGCCGCUCGGCCGACGCCGACCGCAUCCAGGACGAGGUGAACAGGCAGGUGGCCCAGUGCAACUGCGCCAAGCGCUUCCAGGUGGAGCAGAUCAGCGCCAACAGGUACCGGAAUUUCAUGGAAAAUAAAUUCGGGGAGUCCCAGCAGCUGCGGAUGGUUCGGAUCCUGCGCAGCUCCCUCAUGGUGCGGGUGGGCGGGGGCUGGAUCGCCCUGGACGAGUUCCUGGUGAAGAACGACCCGUGCAGAGUGAAGGGCAGGACCAACCUGAAGAUCAACGAGAAGUACCUGUCCUCUGACGUCAUCGGAGCCGCCGCCAGGUGUGCCGGGCCCCAGCCGGGCCCCUCCCCCAGGGUUGUGUCCCCGAGCCGCUCCAGCUCCAGCCUGAGCCUGUCCAGCAGCGCCUCGGCCCCCAGCAGCCCCCUGGCCAGGAAGGCCGUGCUCCGCAGGACCCGCUCCGGGGAUCGCUGUCCCCCCUCUCGGGUCUCGGACGGAGCCGAGUUCGGUUCGGCCGAGGAGAACCUGGCAGGGGCAGCGCCAGGGGCGGGGAAGGGCCGGGGUUUAAACGCGCUCCGGUCCCGGGCAGGAAGCAGCGGCAGAGCCGUGGAGCUGCGGGCACCGCCAGGUGAGCCCGAGGUGCGAUUUCCGUGCCCAGAGUCCUGGGAGCCGAGCGAGGCGUGCAGAGGGAGGAUGGACACCCAGCCAGCAGUGAAUGGCCACGCUGUUCCCAGCUCUCCCGGGGAGGACAGGUCAGGCACGAAGCCCCAGUGCCAGGACGCGAUGCCGGGCAAGCAGCAAAGAGGAGCCGGCAGGGACGCGGGUGCCCCCGGGGAGCCCUCGGAGACGGCGGGCAGCAUCGCGGGCGUGUUCGUGGAGGCUUCCAAGAGGGUCAUGAGCUUUUAUGAGGCCACCCGGGAGCACCUGCUGAGCCUGGACUCGGCCCUGUGCCUCCUAGAGGCCCAGGCAGCCACGGGCUCCGUGUGUGACCCGCUGGGGAGCCGCCGUGUGCCCGUGGCAGAGGCCGUGAGGACGGGGCUGGUGGGGCUGGAGCUGAAGGAGAAGCUGCUCUCGGCAGAGAGAGCGGCCACCGGCUUCGUGGACCCCUACACGGAGGAGAAGAUCUGCCUGUACCAGGCCAUGCAGAAGGAGCUGCUGGGGAGGGAGCAGGGCCUCCGCCUGCUCCAGGCCCAGCUGGCAACCGGAGGCGUCGUGGAGCCGGCCAGCGGCCGCCGGCUCCCGGCAGCUGUGGCCUGUCAGAGGGGGUGUCUGGAUGAAGACACGAGCCAGCUCCUCUCCGACCCGGCCAGCGAGGAGAGCAGAGCGUUCCUGGACCCCAGCACCAUGGAGAAGGUCACUUACUCGGAGCUCAGGAAGAAAUGUGUCCUGGAGCCAGGCUCAGGCUUCCUCCUGCUGCCGCUCCAGAUCACGUUCCCGGGGCUGGGCGGGCGGGUGAGCAGCAGGGACCUGAUGGACUCCGGCAUCAUCAGCGCCGACGUGUUCCGAGGCCUCGAGGAGGGGACGAUCUCUGCCCAGGAGGUGGCAGAGAAUGAAAUCGUCCAGCACUUCCUGCGUGGCACCAGGAGCGUGGCCGGGGUCGUGCUGCCCUCCGGGGAGCAGAAGAGCCUUUACCAGGCGCUGAGGGAGCAUCUCCUGGUGCCUGGAGCUGCCCUCAUGCUCCUGCAAGUCCAGGCCUCCACGGGCAGCCUGGCCGACCCCCUCAAGAACCAAAGCUACUCCGUGGACGAGGCUGUCAGGGUGGGUCUCGUGGGGCCCGAGCUUUAUGAGAAACUGUCUUCAGCUGAGAAAGCCGUCACUGGCUACAGGGACCCCUCCACCGGGGAAAUGCUCUCCCUCUUCCAGGCCAUCAGCAAGGGCUUUGUUCCCAGGGAUCACGGCCUUUGCCUUCUGGAGGCUCAGGUGGCCACGGGCGGUGUCAUUGCCCCGGGCAAGCACCUCCGGGUGCCCAUGGAGACAGCCUGCGAGUGGGGGUACCUGGACGAGGCCACCAGGCAGCUCCUCUGCAGCCCCCCUGAUGACAUCAAGGGCUUCUUCCACCCUGGCUCCAAGGAGAAGCUGAGCUACGCUGAGCUGCUCCAGCGCUGCGUCACCGACCCCAGCACGGGGCUGCUGCUGCUGCCCCUCCCCGGGGACAGCCCUGAAGGGUCCCAGGGAACGCUCGGCUUCCUCGACCACAGCACCCAGGCAGCUCUGGAGAGCACCCAGGUGCCCAUUGCUGCAGGGAAAUUCAAGGGCAAGUCGGUGUCUCUCUGGAAACUUCUCUUCUCCGACUACAUGCAGGGUGAGCAGAGAGCUGAGCUCGCCCAGCGGCUCGUGGCGGGAAUGCUGUCCCUGCAGGGACUGGGAGAGGCCGUCAGAGCCACCGUGGAGGAAAAGGCCGCCACUGCUAACGUCACCUUCGAGGGCCUGAGGGACCAGGUGACGGCUGACCAGCUCCUGAGCUCGGAAAUCAUCAACAAAGACUUGUUCAAGAAGCUCAAGGAGGGAGAAACGUCGGCCAAAGAAGUCGUCAGCAUGGACACGGUCAGGAAGUACCUGCAGGGCACAGGGAGCAUCGGGGGGCUGCUGCUCCCCGACUCCCAGGAGAAGAUCAGCAUCUACCAGGCGAAGAGGAAGGGACUCCUGAGGCCAGGAACGUCUCUGAUCCUCCUGGAGGCCCAGGCUGCCACGGGCUUUGUCAUCGACCCAGCUGCCAACAAGAGAUAUUCCGUGGACGAGGCUUUGCGAGCAAACGUCAUCGGCCCCGACGUCUACGACAAGCUGCUGGCCGCGGAGAAAUCUGUCACUGGCUACAGGGAUCCGUACUCAGGGGGGAAGAUCUCCCUGUUCCAGGCCAUGCAGAAGGAGCUGAUCGUCAGGGACCACGGCAUCCGCCUGCUCGAGGCCCAGAUCGCCACGGGCGGCAUCAUCGACCCCGUCAACAGCCACCGCAUCCCCGUGGAGGUGGCCUACAAGCGGGGCUACUUCGACAAGAAGAUGAAUUUGAUCCUGUCCGACCCCAGCGACGACACCAAGGGCUUCUUCGACCCCAACACCCACGAGAACCUGACGUACCUGCAGCUGAAGGAGAAGUGCAUCACGGAGCCGCACACGGGGCUCUGCCUCCUGCCCCUGAACAGCAGGAAGAGGCAGUUCGUGGACGAGGCCACCAGGCAGGCGUUCAGGAGCUCCUGGCUGCCCGUCAGGUUCGGGCGCUUACGGGGGGAGAAGGUCUCCGUGUGGGACCUGCUGAACUCCGAGUACUUCAGCGAGGGGAGGCGCCGGGAGAUCUUCAACCACUUCCAGCUGAGGAAGCUCAGCCUGGAGCAAAUCCGGCUCAUGCUGGAGGAGGAGAUGAAGAAAUGGGCUCCCAUCAAGUUCCCGGCCAUGAGGGGCAACGUCAGCGCUUAUCACCUGAUGGAGACCGGCGUCAUCGACCGGGCCCUGUUCGAGCAGGUGCUGGAGGGAUCCGUCAGCCCAGAGCAGGUCCUGCACAUGGACUCUGUCAGGAAAUACCUCUACGGCUCGGGCAGCAUCGGGGGCAUCGUGCUGCAGCCCUCCAACCAGAGGAUGAGCAUUUACGAGGCCAUGAAGCAGAACAUCGUGGUGCCAGGAGUAGCCCUGCCCCUGCUGGAGGCCCAGGCUGCCACGGGCUUCAUUAUCGACCCCGUGAAGAACCAGAAGCUCCGCGUGGACGAGGCCGUCAAGGAGGGAGUCAUUGGGCCGGAUGUCCACGAGAAGCUGCAGCACGCCGAGGGAGCCGUGACGGGCUACAAAGACCCUUUCACGGGCAAGAAGAUCCCCCUCUUCCAGGCCAUGAAGAAGGGCCUGAUCGCCGACAAGCAGGCCAUGCAGCUCAUGGAGGUGCAGAUGGCCACGGGAGGCAUCAUUGACCCCACGUGUGGCCACUACAUCCCCCUCGAGUCGGCCCAGCAGCGGGGCUGCCUGGAUGAGGACACAAGCAAGGCCCUCUCCAAGCCCAGUGACGAGCACAGAGUCUUCUGCCUCCCGGAGAGCAAGGAGAGCGUGACCUAUGCCGAGCUCAUCCAGCGCUGCCAGAAGGACGACGCCUCCGGCUUCCACCUGCUGCCUCUGGCACAGGCGGCCGCUCCUGCCUACACCGAUGAACAAAUCCAGCGGAUUUUCAAGGAAACCAUGGUGAAGGAAAGGGGAGUGUCCCUCUGGGAGCUCGUGCACUCGGGGUAUUUCACCGAGGAGCAGAGGAGCGGCUUCACGGAGCGGUUCCGCUCGGAGGAGCUGUCGCUGGAGCAGCUGGUUGCUCUCGUGCUCAGGCUGGUGGAGGAGAUGGAGAUGAAAGCCAGGACCCAGAUCUCCCUGGAAGGCCUGAGGGGCAACGUCCCGGUGGUCUGGCUGCUGGACACGGGCAUCAUUUCCCAGAAGACGUUUGAGGAGCUGGCUCAGGGUGUGAGAACCCCCGAAGAAGUGGCCGCAAUGGAGAGCGUGCAGAGGUACUUGAAGGGCACAGGCAGCAUUGCUGGGGUCUUCAUAGAGGCAUCCAAACAGAAGAUGAGCUUCUACGAUGCCAUGAAAAACAAUCUGCUCCUGCCUGGGGCUGCUCUGAGGCUGCUGGAGGCUCAGGCAGCCACGGGAUACCUGACGGACCCUGCUACGAACCGGAGGCUGAGCGUGAGGGACGCGGUGAGAGCGGCUCUUGUUGGAGAAGAACUUAGCGAGAAACUCCUCCUGGCUGAGAGGGCUGUCACGGGCUACACCGACCCCUACACCGGGAGCCCCAUCUCCCUGUGCCAAGCGCUCAGGAAGGAGCUCGUCCCCCUGGCAGAGGCCGUGCCCUUGCUGGAGGCCCAGCUGGCCACGGGAGGGGUGGUGGAUCCCAUCCACCACCUGCACCUGCCGCUCCAGGCUGCCUGCAGGUAUGGCUUCUACGACGAGGAGCUGAACCAAGCCCUGUCCCAGCUGGAUGACAGCACCCAGAUCUUCUUUGACCCCAACACCAAGGAGAACGUGACCUACCAGCAGCUGAAGGAGCGCUGCGUCCGUGAGGCCGAGUCGGGUCUGUGGCUGCUGCCUCUGUCUGAAAACGCCAUGUUCUGUGUGGAUGAGGAGACCAUGAAGGUGCUGAAAUCUGUGACCGUUUGUGUCAACGUGGGGCGGUUCAAAGGGCAGACCGUGUCUGUCUGGGACCUCCUCAACUCCGAAUACUUCUCGGAGAGCAAGAGAAGAGAGCUGGUGCAGAAGUACAAAGAGGAGAAGGCUGAAGUGCUGCAGGAAAUCACAACAGUGAUCACCACAAUCAUCCAGGAGACCGAGGCACAAGGCAAGAAGUUUGCAUUCAAGGGCCUGCGGAAAAGAGUGUCCGCCAGUGACCUCUUCCAGUCCCAGCUGAUAGACAAGAAAACCCUCGAUGAGCUCAACCAGGGGAAGAAAACCGUCAAGGAAGUGACUGAAAUGGAAUCUGUCCGCAGGUACCUGGAGGGCAGCAAUUUCAUAGCAGGGGUCCUCAUCCAGCCAAGCAAUGAGAAGAUGAGCAUCUACCAGGCCAUGUGGAAGGGCAUCCUGAGGCCAGGCACCGCCCUGGUGCUGCUGGAGGCGCAGGCGGCCACCGGCUUCAUCAUCGACCCUGAGAAAAACAAGAAAUUUUCAGUGGAGGAAGCGUUAGAGGUGGGGCUGAUCGGAGGGGAGAUUUUUGAGAAGCUGCUCUCGGCCGAGAGAGCCGUGACGGGCUACACCGACCCCUACACCAAAGCCCCGAUGUCCCUGUUCGAAGCCAUGAACCAAGGGCUGAUCGUGAAGAGCCACGGCAUCCGCCUGCUCGAGGCCCAGAUCGCCACGGGCGGCAUCAUCGACCCCGUGCACAGCCACCGUGUCCCCGUGGAGGUGGCCUACAAGCGGGGCUACUUCAACCAGGAGAUGAACCAGAUCCUGUCCGACCCCAGCGACGACACCAAGGGCUUCUUCGACCCCAACACCCACGAGAACCUGACGUACCUGCAGCUGCUGCGCCGCUGCGUNCAAGACCCAGAGACGGGGUUGUACAUGCUGCAAGUGGUAAAGGAGGGAGGGAAGUACUUCUACAUCGAUGAGUCCACCAAGCAGGCUCUGCGCUCAAAGCCCCUCCAGGUGAGAGUGGGGAAGUUUAAGGACCAAACGGUUUCUGUCUGGGAAGUGCUCUGCUCUCACUACAUCUCAGAGCAGAAAAGGAAAGAGCUGGUGAUGCAGUACAAAAGCAAAACCCUAAAGCUGGAAGACCUGAUAUCGCUCAUCUUACAAAUCAUCGAGGACGCCGAGCGAAGAGGAGAAGCCCUCAAGGUCAAAGGGCUGCGGGGGGACGUGUCGGUGUCAGAACUCUUCAACUCUGAGAUAAUUGACAAGAAAACUCUGGACCAGCUGCAAGAUGGGACUCUCACACUUGCCAGCCUCACGAAGAGGGAAACCAUCCAAAGGUACCUGGACGGCACUGGGUGCAUCGCCGGGGUUCUCCUCCCGCUGAGGAAAGAGCUGAUGAGCAUCUACCAGGCGCUGAGGAAAGGGCUCCUCACAGAGCAGUGUGCUCUGGGGCUGCUGGAGGCACAGGCGGCCACCGGCUUCCUCCUGGACCCCCGGAACCACCAGAAGCUCUCGGUGGACGAGGCCGUCGCGUCCGGGCUGGUGGGCAGCGAGCUGCGCGAGCCGCUGCUGUUGGCAGAGAAAGCCGUGACGGGAUACACAGACCCCCAAACAGGAAAUAAAAUAUCUCUCUUCCAGGCUGUGAGGCAGAAGAUCAUAGCCAGGGACAAGGGCAUCCGCCUGCUCGAGGCCCAGCUCGCCACCGGCGGCAUCAUCGACCCCGAGCACGGCCACCGCCUGCCCGUGGAGGUGGCCUACAAGCGUGGGCACCUGGACGACGACACCUUCCUGCUGCUCUCGGACCCAGACCACGGCAGCAAAGGCUUUGUAGAUCCCAACACCCACGAGAAGAUCAGCUACAGGCAGCUCCUGCAGAGGUGUGCCAAGGACACGGAGAGCGGCUUGUACCUGCUGCAGGUCCUGGAGAAGGACGGCGACUAUUUCUACAUCGACGAGCAAACAAAAAACGCCCUGCUGUGCACAAAGGUCCAGGUGCCUGUGGGAAAAUACAAGGGACAGGUGUUAUCCCUGUGGGAACUGCUCUGCUCCGAGUACAUCACGGAGGAGAAAAGAAAAGAACUGGUGAAAAAAUACAAGCUGGAGUCCCAGCACAUUGUGCAAGGAAUCAUUGAGACGAUACUGAAGAUCAUUAGAGAAAAGGAAGAGGACAGAAGCGAUGUCUGGUUCCAGGGAAUCCGACAGCAAAUUACAGCGUCAGAACUGCUCAGUGCAAAAAUAAUUACAGAGGAAACCAUAGAAAAACUCCAGAAAGGAAAAGAGACAGCCCAAGACAUAGCACAACUGGACAGUGUGAGGAGGUACCUGGAGGGAACGGGAAGCAUCGGCUUCUUCGACCCCAACACCCACGAGAACCUGACGUACCUGCAGCUGCUGCGCCGCUGCGUGCCCGACCCCGACACCGGCCUUUAUUUCCUUAAUAUUGCUCGAAAAUAA
Messenger RNA from Sturnus vulgaris (Common starling), 26608 nucleotides. The record is from RefSeq and is a predicted model, not a curated record. Lineage: Eukaryota; Metazoa; Chordata; Aves; Passeriformes; Sturnidae.